This is a messenger RNA of Dreissena polymorpha, 1849 nucleotides long. RefSeq lists its product as uncharacterized. Gene Ontology annotation, biological process: lipid transport; lipoprotein metabolic process. Gene Ontology annotation, molecular function: lipid binding. The transcript has 5 exons. The coding region runs from base 561 to 1358 and encodes 265 amino acids. The record is from RefSeq and is a predicted model, not a curated record. Gene Ontology annotation, cellular component: extracellular region; membrane. NCBI's taxonomy places the organism in Eukaryota, Metazoa, Mollusca, Bivalvia, Myida, Dreissenidae.
ACGAGUGUAAAUGGAAUGAAUACAAGUCAUUGAAAUUACUAAACAUUAAACAACAAAUUAAGUACAGAGACGAAACACACACAUUUGAUGUCAACAUGAAAAAAAACAAAACCGGCUUCCUGAUGACGUACAUGAAUGUGGAUAAAAAUGGGCCGCAUAUGUAUAUAAUAAAACCAACACCAUCCGCUCAAGAUCAGCGACCGGAAUGCAAAGGAUUGAUAGAGCUGGCUGCACGGGAUUUGAAAUGCACUCCGCUGGAUGAAAUUGCAAAACUAGAAUCACUGAUUGAUGAUGUUCAAGCGCAUGUCGAUCGGUUACCGGCAGGUAACAAGCGCAUCCGCUACUGGGCUAAAGAAUUCUGUUUUGAAACAGACUGCCGGGAUAUAUGUGAAACGACAAUAGAGGUACCCAAUGAAGACUCCUGGCGUAAAUCAACUGCUCCCUGUUCCGAUGAGAAACUCCGUCUGAAGUAAAUAAAGCAUUUGUCAGACUGUUCAAGAGAACAUGUGUUAGUAUUCUGCAAGGUCCUUUUAAGGCGCUGCGAGUUCAAAAUUCUGACGAUGUUGAGUGACCGGUUUGACUCCUUUGAAACUCCGUUCAAACGUAAAUACGCAGUUUUAAACAAGUUUGAGACGGAAUUAAAGAAGUUCAAUCAAGCGAUUUCUUUUGGGGCAUUACCAUCUGAAUUGCAAGAAAGAAGAGGAAAAGUCAACAACGCAGUCAUUGGUACAUCCGUUUCCGGCCUGGUAGGAGGUGUUAUCGGAGUUGUUGGUCUUGCCCUUAUUCCAGUAACGUUCGGAGUAUCAUUAGGUUUAACCAUUGCUGGUGGUGUGAUUGGUGCCUCAAGCGGAAUAGUGCAAGGCGGUUUCCGCGUGCAUGAAGCUGUUAUGCAGAACCAAUCAACGAAGGUAAUUAAGGAAAACAUUGACAAGAUAAAAAGUGACUUUAAACAAGCACUUACAGAUUUCACGGAAAUAUUCGAACAAGAAAAGAAGAACUCCAACAUUGACGCCAUUAAACACAAUGAUCCUGAAAGCCCUGGUGUGAACAUUCGAGGUAGUAUGUCGGUUGGAUCGAUUUUGAGGUCAGUUCAUAGCGGUAUUGGAAUAGGUCUUGCUGCUGCUAGAGUCGGAACAUCCGUUGCCACGGCAGCAGCAGCGAUUCUUGCCCCUGUCAGUCUUGUAGUUGACGGAGGCUUCAUGGCGGAAGCGAUCUACAGCAAAACAACUGGUAGUCACACCGAAGCCGGGAGAAAACUUGAAUGUUUACGAGCUUUUCAGACUGUGCCAAUUGCUACAUACAUGGGAAAUGCGGACUUUGGCACAAAAAUUGUGGAAAGAACCAUGCAAAACGAUUAAAAGGCAAACAUAGGCCAAAAUGCCAUUGUUAACAUAAUACAUAUGACCAGUACUUAAUCUUUUUGUAAAUACAAAUAUACCUUCAUCUACUGUUCUUUCAAUAUGUAUAAUAAAAGAUUUUCCUUGAAGUCUCUAAAACGCUAAAAAUCAACGAAAAUUUCGUGAAGUAUUUCGUAAAAUAAAGUUAACACCUAAAAAAUCAGUGUUCCUUAUAGCAAAAGCCACAAUUUCGACGCUAGAUGUGGUAUGAUUACAUAGAUUCGUGUAGAUACAAAAUGAUCUUUUUUUUUAUUUGUGACACAAUUCAUUCCAUUUUAAUUUCCCGCGAAUAUAUCUAUUCAUACGACACACGAACACCAUGUUAGUGUUCAUGUGUCGUAUGAAUAGAUAUCGCUCGGGAAAUUAACAUGGAAAAACAACAAGCAUUUUGUAUCUAUAAACAUCUAUGUUACCAGACCACAUCUAGCGUUGAAAUUUCGGCAAUUGCCAAA